UGAAGACAUACCAUAAUUUUUGCAUCUCUCAAGAUGAUCGUAUAGGUUAGGAAACUACUAGGCUAAUUCAGUUUCUUUGAGUUGUGGUCAGAUCUCCUAAUAUGGCUAGCGAAAAAAAAUCAGGAAAAACAUCUUCAAAAGGUGAAAAAUCAAAUGAAGAAAUAUUUGCUGGAUUUCAAACACUUCGAAAUGAACAAAGAAUGAUGGCCAAUAAAUUGUCCGAAAUGGAAAUGGAAUUAAAUGAACAUAAGAUUGUUAUCGAUACUUUAAAAAACGUUGAUCCUAAAAGGAAAUGUUAUAGAAUGAUUGGAGGAGUAUUAUGUGAGCGUACUGUCGAAGAUGUUAUGCCCACAUUAGUAACAAACAAAGAACAGUUGAUUAAAGUAAUAGAAGCUUUGAAUGACCAAUUAACUAAAAAAGGUAUCGAAAUAAAUGAGUAUAAAGAAAAACAUAAUAUCAGAAUUCGAGGUCAGGAUGACUUACAACAUCCGGAGGAAGAAUCAAAAGAAGCGAAAAGGAAUGUAAUUGUUGUAAAUCCUAUUGAGGUUUAAACAUCGUUAAUGUUUUCAUUUAAUUUAAAAAUAUUAAUCUUAAAAAAUUAAAUUUCAAUGCUUUAUUCUAUAAACUACCAGUAACAUUAAAGAUCAUUUUCUUUGCA
Messenger RNA from Vespa mandarinia (Asian giant hornet), 658 nucleotides. It is a transcript of the gene Pfdn2, whose product is annotated as prefoldin 2. Gene Ontology annotation, cellular component: prefoldin complex. The record is from RefSeq and is a predicted model, not a curated record. Gene Ontology annotation, biological process: protein folding. NCBI's taxonomy places the organism in Eukaryota, Metazoa, Arthropoda, Insecta, Hymenoptera, Vespidae.